Papaver somniferum (opium poppy) is the source of this 3332-nucleotide messenger RNA. Its product is annotated as MDIS1-interacting receptor like kinase 2-like. Gene Ontology annotation, molecular function: protein kinase activity; ATP binding; protein binding. The coding region runs from base 27 to 3281 and encodes 1084 amino acids. The record is from RefSeq and is a predicted model, not a curated record. The transcript is spliced from 2 exons. Lineage: Eukaryota; Viridiplantae; Streptophyta; Magnoliopsida; Ranunculales; Papaveraceae. Gene Ontology annotation, biological process: protein phosphorylation.
UCUAUUCUCUAGAAAAAAAUUCAGAAAUGCUGCUGCGAGUAAACGUUGUCUCUGCUACUUUGCUAGUUUUGGUACUAGUGUUUGCUUCAUCUUACAGAGUUGUUGUCUUUGCUUCGAGUUCUUCUUUUUCGCUAACGCCUGAAACAAAGUGGCAAGUUGAAGAACAAGUUGAUGCUCUAUUGAAAUGGAAAUCAACCCUCGUUAACCAAACUCAUUUAUUCCUCCCUUCUUGGAAGAUAAAUUCUACUGCAAAUACAAGUAGUCCAUGCAAGUGGUAUGGAAUCACUUGUAACAAGGAGGGAGCAGGCGUCUCGAAAAUUAGUCUAACAGGUCUGGGAUUACAAGGUACACUCCAUACUUUCAACUUCUCAUCAUUCUCCAACUUUGUUAGUCUUAACAUGAGCUACAACAAACUCUUCGGAACCAUUCCGUCCCAAAUCAGUAAUCUUUCGAAGCUCACCGACCUUAUUUUUGUCUCGAAUAGUUUUUCUGGAGAUAUUCCAAUAGAAUUAGGCUCUCUCACAAGUCUAGAAUACUUAGACCUUUCUCAAAAUCAAAUUAGUGGAUCCAUCCCUCAUGAGAUUGGGAAAUUAUAUUUUCUCGUUGGUCUUGGGUUGUCGGAAAACAAUCUGACUGGUUCACUGCCUACUUCUAUCUGCAAUCUACCUAACUUGGCCUUUUUCUUAAUUUAUGAAAACCAAAUCUCGGGUGCCAUUCCUAAAGAUAUCGGAAGACUAAGUUCUCUUACCAUGUUAGUUUUGUCCGACAACAAUCUCAGUGGUUCCAUCCCCGCUUCCAUAACCAAUUUGACUAGUUUAAACUCUCUUUACCUAAAUGGUAACCAACUUUCUGGCAUCAUUCCUCAAGAUAUAGGAACCCUAAGCUCUCUUACAAGCUUAGACUUUUCCACAAACAAUUUUUUUGGUCCGAUACCUACUUCUAUAUGCAACUUGCCAAACCUCACUUAUUUAUCACUUUACGGAAAUCAACUUACCGGUGACAUACCUCAAGAUAUUGGCAAACUAAGGUCUUUAGAUAGCUUAUACAUGGACCAGAACAAACUCACUGGCUUAAUCCCUGCUUCUGUGGGUAAUUUGAGCAAUUUGACUGAUUUAUCUCUUUUUCAAAAUCAUUUAACCGGUUCGUUACCAAUAGGAAUCAACAAUCUAACGAGGUUGAGAAAGUUGUAUUUAAGUGAGAACAAGUUUUCAGGUUACUUGCCUCAAAAUGUAUGUCAAAGCGGAACUCUUGAAGAAUUUGAGGCAAGUAAUAACCAUUUUACGGGACCUAUACCAAGAAGCCUUAGAAAUUGCACCAGCCUUAGGCAUCUCGGGCUUGCACUUAAUAAACUGGUAGAUAAUCUGACAGAAGCGUUUCAUGUAUACCCGUAUCUAGAUUGGUUUGUUAUGCGUGACAAUAUGUUGUAUGGUGAACUCUCAAAAAACUGGGGAAGUUGUCAAAAUUUGAUACUCUUCUCUAUUCGAGGGAAUAACAUCACUGGUAAAAUACCGACUGAGAUGGGCAAGUUAAAAGCUUUAAGUGGACUGUCACUAGAUUCAAAUAACUUGGUAGGAGAAAUUCCUAUGGAGUUGAUGGAAUUGCCUUCAUUGAUCCAGUUAAAUUUGAGUAAUAACCAGCUUUCCGGUAGGUUGUCUUUUGGAACAGGAAUGUUAUCCAACUUGCAACAACUUGAUUUAUCAACAAAUAAGCUCACCGGAUCAAUACCCAGACAACUAGGGGAGUGUUCGAAUUUAUUGCACUUGGAUUUGAGCAGAAACUAUUUUAGUGGGAGCAUUCCAUUUCAAAUUGGAAACUUGAAUUCGUUAUCGAUCUUACUAGAUCUUAGUCAGAACGAGUUGAGUGGAAAUAUACCGCCAGAUCUCGGUAAAUUAAGCCAACUUGAAAAGUUGAAUUUAUCCCACAACAAGCUUUUCGGUUUAAUUCCAUCUUCAUUUAAUCAAAUGGUCAGCUUGACCAUUGUCGAUGUCUCUUACAACGAAUUGAGUGGCCCUAUUCCAGAUAUCAAAGCCUUUAAGGAUGCUCCUCUUGAUGCAUUGAGAGAAAACAAAGGGUUGUGUGGGAAUAACUCUAGAGGUUUAAGACCGUGUAGUGCCCCGGCUGUUACCGGGAGAAAAGAGGCCAAGCAUAAUAAUAAACUUGUGCUCAUAAUCCCACUUCCUUUGCUUGGUUCGUUGUUUUUCUUAUUCAUACUCUUUGCCAUUUGGUUCCGCCUUCGAAACAGAUCCGUAAGAAAUGUCGCAACUAUAAAUCAAGCUAGAGCUGCCUAUACUAGAAGAAAUUUAUUUUCGAUUUGGAAUUACAACGGGAAAAUAGUGUUUGAAGACAUAAUUGAAGCAACUAAGGAUUUUGAUAAUAAAUAUUGUGUUGGAACGGGAGGAUCUGGGAGCGUUUACAAAGCAACGUUGUCAACAGGUCAAGUUGUUGCGGUAAAGAAACUUCACUCGUCAAAUGAAAAUUCUGAGAUAUUUGAUCCCAAGUCAUUUGAAAGUGAAGUUCUUGCAUUAACAGAACUUAGACACCGGAAUAUUGUGAAACUUUUCGGUGUAUGUUUUAAUCUCGAAAGGAAUAUUUCAUUUUUUGUUUAUGAGUUCGUGGAAAGAGGAAGCUUGAAAAAUGUUUUACGCGACGGAGAACAAGCUAUGGAGUUUGAGUGGAUAAAGAGAGUGAGAUUCAUUAAGGGAACAGCUAACGCACUUGCUUACAUGCACCAUGAUUGCAUUCCAGCAAUAGUUCACAGGGACAUAUCUAGCAACAAUAUCUUGUUGGACUCUGAAUACGAUGCUCGAGUUUCAGAUUUUGGUACGGCGAGGAUUUUGAAGCUAGAUUCUUCAAAUUGGACCUCACUUGCAGGAACCUAUGGAUAUCUUGCUCCAGAGCUUGCAUAUACAAUGAAGGUGACCGAGAAAUGCGAUGUGUAUAGUUUUGGGGUGAUCAUAUUAGAAGUACUUAUGGGAAGGCAUCCAUUUGAAAUCAUCACAUUGCUCUCGCGAAUUUUUCUUUCAUCUUCGUCUUUGAGUAAGGAGGAGCAAAACACAAGGUUGGGAGACAUCUUGGACCAACGCAUCAGAGCACCAACAGAUAUUGUGGAGAAGCAAAUAGUGCACAUCAUGAAGGUUGGAUUUUCCUGCUUACGCGGUGAUCCAUGUACUCGGCCAACUAUGCAAGAAGUAACAGUAGAGCUAUCAUUGUCAGAUCGCAACAUAGCAAAUUUAGCAAAGCCAUUUGAAAUGAUUACAUUAGGAGACCUACUGCUAUCAUAAUAAUUUGUUCAACGAAGUCGUCUUAAUUUCAUUUCAUUAGUUUUCUCCAAA